Molecule: messenger RNA, 1569 nt
Organism: Lodderomyces margitis
Lineage: Eukaryota; Fungi; Ascomycota; Pichiomycetes; Serinales; Debaryomycetaceae
Exons: 1
Coding region: 1-1569 (522 amino acids)
Source: RefSeq, a predicted model, not a curated record
AUGUCUUUACAGUUUAUCAAACCCAAACCAGUGAGUCUACAUUCAUCUCCAUCUCGCCCUACGAGUUUAUAUGUAACACCACCCCUUGAAUUGCCUGAUGACGAAUGCAAUGACGACCACAAGUUGGAGCAACAGCUGAAUAGUACCUUGACACCGCUUAGUUCCCUCAAGUCAAACACUACCUUCAAACCAGACCACCAUCAACAAAUACAGGAACAGCAUGUCACACCCGCGAUUCCAUCAUUGACGAUAUCGACGCCUCCAAUUACUCCAAAAGAAGAUGACUUAUCCUUUUUCAAACCGCCCCCCAAAAUGGCUUCAUCAGGGAACAAUUUACAACCGGACAAUGGCAGCAGCGGCAGCAGCAAAGCUACAUCAGAACCGAACUCGCCAUCAUCAAGCACAUCAAAGAAAAUUUUAUCUUCACCUGCUCGAUUUGUCAAGCGUCUUUCCAUGAGGUUAAGAAGCAACUCAGAAGUGGAUCUAAAGAGUGCCACUAAACCCUCAACUAAAACUACAGACACCAACAGUGUUGCUCCACCAUCACCAGACUCUAGCAAGUUUAAUCUAUCAUCAUCUUGUCUCGAUACAGGUUCAACAACACCAGAGGAAGCGAGAAGUCUAUAUAGUGGUAAAUCAAUAAGGGUUAAAGUGCCACGACGUCCGACAAAGAGGUCGCCGAUGUCAUCAUUAAAAAAUGAAACGAAAUCUUAUACUGUGAGUGAGCUGGGAUCACCACGCAAAAAGGAUUCUUUGGACAGGACCCCGGUGGAUUCGCCCAUUUUGCAAUUAUCACACUCAUCACCUGCUUCACCAAAGAGUGGAAGUGAUGUAAACCAUAAUGCUCCUUAUAAACCCCCAUCAGCCCAUUUCAGUGAACAAAUAGACUUUGCUGACUUUGAAGAUGAAACUUUUAGGUUUUACGAUUCGUCUAGGGAUUCAAUGAUAUCUCUUGGACCAAAGUUGGAUGUACACAAUGGGGUUGCUACCAAGCACCUGAGUAUAGGAGGAGAGUCCGAUAUUUUCCGCACACCACCGCCAUACCGAGAACCAGUGAGUUCAGGAGCAAACCCACUUGAUGAUAUAUUGGCAACCGAUAAGACACAGCUGAAACAAGGCCAGCCACUUCCAACUCGUCACAACAUUUCCUUAAUCCAGUCACGAAAAUCACAAGCUAGCUAUUCACCAGUUGAAUCUAACCCAUUUCUCAGACUCAAUAUUUUUCUUGAAGAUUCUCAAUCAACACCACCACCUCCUGCUACAUCAACAUCAGAUCAUCCCGAUUUCAUCGCCAUCAAACUUCGUAAAGACAAGUUGCAGAAUAUAAAUGAACUAAUCAAUGUGAUUAUUUUCAAAAUUAUGAACAAGAAACCAAACAUCAAGGUCAAUGACAUAAAUUUGAGUAUAUUCUUCAAAGACCUGCAGUUGAAACCAAUAUCAUUGAGAGAGCCAGUAAAAAAGAGUAGCCACACAGAACACAAGAAGGAGGUGGUGCUGUUGGAUAAUGGUGGGUUGUUGUUGGAUUACGUCCAAAUGAAGCGGAAAUUGUACAUUAGAGCACAAUUUUGA